Cataglyphis hispanica is the source of this 2056-nucleotide messenger RNA. RefSeq lists its product as uncharacterized. Gene Ontology annotation, biological process: amino acid transmembrane transport; L-alanine transport. The transcript is spliced from 10 exons. NCBI's taxonomy places the organism in Eukaryota, Metazoa, Arthropoda, Insecta, Hymenoptera, Formicidae. Gene Ontology annotation, molecular function: L-proline transmembrane transporter activity; L-alanine transmembrane transporter activity. Gene Ontology annotation, cellular component: vacuolar membrane. Bases 273 to 1967 code for a protein of 564 amino acids. The record is from RefSeq and is a predicted model, not a curated record.
AUGACGUUCUCUCCAACGGGAAGAAAUGUUGAGGUUAACGGUUGAGGAAUGAAAUGAGGAAUCGCAACAGAAUGCAGAAAGAGAAGACGUCUGGAAGUCGGAGAAUCUGCUGCGAAUUAUUGUCUUCCUCGCGGCUCUCAUACCCGAUGGUAAACUGAUCCGUACUCUAUUCGGUAUAUCGAGUUACCACGUUAUUGCGUGCUGCGAUCGGAGAACCGGUCCGCGGGCUUUCACCACGAUGGACGUAUCGCAGUGAGCGACGAUUCCGCAGCAUGAACCACGAGAAUAUUCCGUUGUGCUGGAGGGAUGCGAAUUCGGGAUUAUCGCUAUUCUUCGCUACUCUGUGCAUCGUCGACAUUUUCGGCGUGUUUCCGAUAAUUGCGCUACCGCGGUCAAUCGUCCAAUGCGGACUGUAUGGGAUUCCUCUGGUGCUCAUUGUCUUCAGUUUACAAAUUUAUACGGCUAUUCUCUUGGGAAAAUCAUGGAUCAUCGCGAGUACUCUGGAUCCACAAAUUUUACGAAAAAAUCGCUACCCUCUCGCAGCUGUGACGGAAUUCACGAUGGGACCGCGCGCACGAUCUAUUGUCACUCUGCUCUUAGAUCUGACAGUUUUUGGUUGCGGUAUUCCAAAUUUACUAGUUGCUUCGCAGAAUCUGCAUCUAUUCGGGCUCAAAUUAUCAGGACAGCGUUUCGAUUUCUCUUUUUGUUAUUGGCUGUUAAUAGUCGGCGUUUUACUUUGUCCGUUGAUGUGGCUGGGUAGUCCGCGAGAUAUGAAAUGGGUGGCAACGUGCUCCAGUAUCACAGUUAUUUUAACAGCGAUAUUAGUAUGGUGGAGCAUCAUAACUGAUGAUCGAACAUCAUCCAACUUUGCGCCAGUGGUCACUUCACCGACGUGGGAUAAAUUUAUUUCCGGGUAUGGUAUGCUAGCCUUUCAAUUCGACGUGCAUCCUACCUUGAUGACGAUACAAGUUGAUAUGCGUCAGCCAGGAGACAUCGACAGAGCCAUAUUUUUCUCCUUUUUAACAAGCGGAUCUUUGUUCGCCCUUACCGCUUGCUUAGCUGUAUGGAAGUACGGUGAUAAUACGACAGCUAAUAUUCUUGAAGCUAUGCCAUCGGGAUCAAUUGCCGAUAUUGCUAUCCUAUUAGCUGCUCUUCAAUUGUGCUUCUCCAGUGUAAUCGGUUACUCAGCGCUUUUCCAGCAUCUGGAAGAUCAUUGGAAUGUGCGGAGAACGUUUGGAUGGAAACGAUGUGCCAUGAGAUCGGCCGUGGUUUUACUUAGUGUGGCCGUAGGUGAAUCAGUAUCACGAUUCGAUAUCGUCAUGGCCCUCAUCGGUGGAUCGUUAACUGGAUCGCUGGUCUUCGUGUUACCGCCUCUAAUAUAUAGCCGAAUGUUAGUUUUAAAAGACAGAUCGAUUCGAACAUCAAACAUCGAAAGAAAAAUUUUUAUGAGUUCUCGGAAGAAAUGCAACAACGAAGAACAAUGUUCGACAGACUCCAGAGCUCAUUCGCGUUCAAUCUAUUACGGUUUCUUGAGUGCCACGAAUAAUCCUCACAGCUAUGCAUAUCUUUACUUUGAUGACUUGGACGAGGAGACAAAUUCAUAUUCAAGCGAAUUUAUCGAUUGCUACGAGGACGAAGGAGAGAAAAAGGAUACCAUCCAAAUUCCGAUGAUUAGCACUCUUCGGGAAGAUCAGCCGCUUCUCAUUGAUGCAGCGGAGCCAACCACAAGUCAAAUCACGAAAUCUAUAGACAAUCUACAACAAGGGAUUACGGAAAUGACUGCGGACAAGAAAAAAUUAUGGACUUUCGAAAAAAUGAUUAAUUAUCUCGGCUGUUUCAUAAUAACGAUUGGUAUAGCAAUCACGCUAUCUUCAACAUAUGUAAACAUCUGGAACACCAUUCGUUACGUACGUUUUACGCCACCGUGCAUCAUCAACGCUACAGUAAAUCGAGUCUCUGUGUCCUAAACUAUGACAAUUUUAUUAUGCAAUUAGUCAUAUGUCUACAUAUAUUCUUAAAAAUACAAUACAAUUCAUUAAAUAUGCUUAAAAAGAAA